AUGUUCACAUUCCAACAUGAAUUAAAUGGAUCAAAUACUCAUCAUCUACAGAAUACAUUCGAGAGUGAGGGAUCCCGUAUGGAAUAUCAUCAUCGGGAUUUGCUCAUUCCUUCAGGAUGUCAUCAGGACGUAUCGGAUUCUAUUUACCUCACGAAAAGCUACAUGUGUCGUAUGGUUGAAAUUGUUUGCGAUUUACAUGAAGUCAUAGAAGGAUCCUUGAAAAGAAGUGAACAAGUUCUUGAGCAAGCCUUUAUUGAUUUUGAGCAAGUGGUUUCCACCAUACCUCACUACAACACUAAUCUCCCCUUGGAGUCUGAUAUGAGUGUCUAUUUUGAUCCGAAGAAACUAAAGCAACGAUUGAAUAUUUUGGCGGUAGAGAGGUUGAAGGCUUUGGAACAGAUUCAUACAUCGUUUUUAGCUCCUCUUCUGAAAUUAAUUUCUUCUCAAAAGAAUGGAGAGGAGAACAGUCCUGAACCAAAUCUCAAUCACAACAGCCAUGUACAGCCACCACAAUCAUCUAUCCAGAGUCCUCUCACUUCAAAUUUUUCGAAUAUUUUACAAGUUCCCACAACACCAGUUAAAAACAAUCGACUUUCGACAGUAAAAGAAAAUAGGGAGCUGGUCGCAUUGCAGAAAAUUCUGGAACAUCUCAAAACAAAACUGGACAACGAGAAAAAUCCUUCUCAACAGAACGUAUUGAGAGUGGAUAUCCAAAAGAUUGAAAAAGAGAUAUUUAUGUUGGAGUCAGGAUGUUUUUUAAGCCCAAUUGUAAAGCAGCAACAUAAUAUGUACCACCAUAUUCAAGGAAAGAAGGUUAAACCUUUGUUUUUGGACGAGUAUUCGCCGUCUACAACCCCAUCUAUUCCUCAGAUAGACCUUGAACGGGUUAAUUCAUCUUCUGUAACAUCUAUCAAGAAACAAGAAGGGUCAAGGGAUGUUUGUGAUUCUCAGGAUCAUUCAGGUUACUGGUCGGUGACUUCUUCACUCACUGAGAAAAAUCACCAGGCAGAUUUGAAUUCUCAAUUGUUCGAAAGCAUGAUUUUUGAGGACACCCCAUCGUUGGUUGUAACUGAAAAAGAGAAAGAGCAGCAUUCUUUUAUGAGCACACCACCUGGAGAGAACGCGAUGGCAUCUGAUUCUGACUCUGAUAUGGAACAUCAAGAUUUUCUCACAUCUCAAUUUCUUUCUCCUGGUCGAGGUUCAACUGAAAAGACAACUCCACAGGAACUGAUCAAUGUGACAAUCCCUAAGAAUGCAAAUGAAACCAAGAAAAACAUCAGGACUCCAACCCAUAAACAAAAGCAGCCGGAUGUCACCCCCUCUCCUGUAAGAAAACCACCCACUCCCAAUUUACCUUCAAAGCUACCAUCUCGACCUAAUUCCGCAAAAAGCAAGGCACCAGAGAAGCCCCAGUCUCCAAAGAACAGUACACAAGAAGAACGACACAAACCUCCCAAAUCAUUUAAGCACAUGAAGGAAAAUAUCAAGAUAUUACCUAAUCAUACGGGACUCAGUGAUUCCAUUCGAAUUGGGAUAGGAACGACUGAAAAGAAAAAGGAGAUCAAGCCUUGGUAUUAA
Molecule: messenger RNA, 1578 nt
Organism: Naegleria lovaniensis
Lineage: Eukaryota; Heterolobosea; Eutetramitea; Acrasida; Naegleriidae
Exons: 1
Coding region: 1-1578 (525 amino acids)
Source: RefSeq, a predicted model, not a curated record